AUGCUGACUGUCUGCAGGCUGCUGAAGGACUACCCCGACCGUCUCGACCUCACCGUGUUCGGACUGGAAGAUGUCGACCCGAACGAGCGGUUCGCCAUUGGCCAUGAGUUCCUCGCUCAUCCCAAGAGAGAUUGGAGCAUCCAUGAUGUCGUCGAGUUCAUGCGCGCAACCUACUGUGGGAGCACGGCGGUAGAGUAUACGCACCUGUCCGACAGGUUCCAGAGGAGCUGGAUCAAGACGAUUUUUGAGCGGGGGAACCCAAGGAAGAAGCAGCGGAACGAAGAGGAGAAAGUGAAAGCUCUUGAGAUUCUGCUGCGGACUGACCAUCUUGAACGCUUCCUCGGAGACAAGUUUCCUGCUGUAAAAAGAUUCGGCAUCGAAGGUGCAGAGGCUGUCCUCCUUGGCCUCCAUGCCCUCGUUACAAGAGGAGCCGAGCUGGGUGUAGAGGGAGUUGAGCUCGGGAUGGCGCAUCGUGGCAGGUUGAAUGUUCUUGCCAACUUGUUCGGAAAACCUCUCGGAGCUCUCUGCAACGAGUUUACUGAGACUGAUGUCUCGAUGGGAGAUGUUAAGUACCAUCUCGGGACUUACGCAGUCAGGAACUUCCGGGGGAAACUUGUUCAUAUGAAUCUUGCGGCCAACCCUUCGCACUUGGAGGCUGUGAACUCUGUCGUCGUAGGGAAGACGAGGGCGAAGCAGUUCUUCAUCAACGACAAGGAGAUGAAGAGAGUCAUGGCUGUGCUGCUGCAUGGUGACGCUGCCUUCAGUGGUCAGGGGAUUGUAGCAGAAGUGAUGGAGCUGUCGGAGAUCCCAGCAUAUACAACUGGGGGCACAAUCCACGUCGUCAUCAACAACAUGAUCGGGUUCACCACUGACCCGCGUGCCUCCCGAUCGUCCUACCACUGCACCAACGUAGCCAAGGGUAUCGAGUCUCCGAUCUUCCACGUCAACGGCGAUGACGUCGAGGCCGUGAUCCACGUCUGCCGGAUCGCUGCGGAAUGGAGACAGACCUUUCACAAGGACUGUGUGGUGGACAUUGUUUGCUACAGGCGACAUGGGCACAACGAGCUGGACGAGCCUUCCCUCACUCAGCCUCUGACAUACUCGGAGAUCCGAAGACACCCGCCUGUCCUGCAGCUGUAUACCACGGUGAGGAUGAAGAUGUUGGCAGAUGUGCAACGAGUUUCAGCACAGGAAGCAGGUGAAGCAGCUUACUUCCUCGACCUCUCCGUGCCCAUCUCAUGCUCAUCUCAGUACAUUCCGAGGCCCUCCGAGUGGUUGGCGACGAACUGGCAGGGGGAAGCGAUCAGUGCACUUUGCUCAAGGCCCUUCAACCUUACUGGGGUUCCUCUCAAGACUCUUAAAGACAUCGGACUGUCAGCUUGUAAAAUCCCAGAGGACUUCAGUGCCCACCCGCAGGUGAAAGAUCUUUUCAUGCGGCGCCAGAAGAUGCUGGAACAUGGCGAGGCUGACAUGGCGCUGGCAGACAACUUUCUUUGUCCGUUCUCUCUUGCAACUUUCCUUCGACUUACCUCCCGUCACAGUGAGCGAGGAACUUUCAACCAGCGCCAUGCCGUCAUAUACGACCAGCGGACUGCUCAACCUUACACUCCUCUUAACAACCUCAACCUCGGCCCGCAAGCGACGUUUCAGGUUGUUUGCAACUCGAGCUUGUCAGAGGCAGCAGUGCUCGGGUUCGAGUACGGCUACUCGUUAGAGAGUGACUUAGCUCUUGUGAUCUGGGAGGCUCAGUUCGGGGACUUUGCGAACGUUGCUCAGCACAUCAUUGACAACUUCAUCGCAACCGGGGAGAGCAAGUGGGGACAGAAAUCAGCGCUGGUGCUGCUCCUGCCACACGGGUACGACGGGCAGGGCCCUGAGCAUUCGUCUGCGAGGCUCGAGAGGUACUUGCAGCUGGUGGACCAGGAUCCGGAUGUUGUCCCGGUCGAACUUCCAUUUUCACUGCAUGCGAUCUUGCAAACGAGCUGCGCUGAUAGCAAGCAGAUCAAUCCAUCCUCUCCUGCACAAUACUUCCACGUUCUACGUCGCCAGAUUCAUCGGCCGUACGCCAAGCCGCUGAUCGUGAUGUCACCUAAGUACUUGUUACACCAUCGGGCUUGCAGGUUCAGAAAUGAGAACAUGGCAUUGAUUGCAGUGAUGCAUGGCCCUGGUGACAACCUCAGGUCUAGGCAGUAUGAGCUCAACCCUUGCGACAAGAUUCGUCGCCUUGUCUUCUGCAGCGGGAAGUUCUUCUACGACAUGUACCAUGCGAGGUCCGCAAGGAAGGUCAGAGACAUCGCUUUCGUCAGGAUCGAGCAGCUCGCUCCCUUCCCCUUCGACCGGAUUGCUCGGAUUCUCCUCAUCUACCCCAAUGCUGAAUGCGUGUGGGCACAAGAAGAACCGAAGAACAUGGGAGCAUAUAUGUAUGUCCUCCCUCGUUUCAUGACAGCGCAGAAGAAGUUAAACCCAGAUCACGCACUGCGAGACUUGAAAUAUAUCGGCCGUCCGCCGUCCGCCUCUCCUGCUACUGGCCUCUACAGGGUAACUCGAACGGGGGGAUGA
Guillardia theta CCMP2712 is the source of this 2559-nucleotide messenger RNA. RefSeq lists its product as hypothetical. Gene Ontology annotation, molecular function: thiamine pyrophosphate binding; oxoglutarate dehydrogenase (succinyl-transferring) activity. The transcript is spliced from 21 exons. Bases 1 to 2559 code for a protein of 852 amino acids. The record is from RefSeq and is a predicted model, not a curated record. Lineage: Eukaryota; Cryptophyceae; Pyrenomonadales; Geminigeraceae. Gene Ontology annotation, biological process: tricarboxylic acid cycle. Gene Ontology annotation, cellular component: mitochondrion; oxoglutarate dehydrogenase complex.